This is a messenger RNA of Gongylonema pulchrum, 336 nucleotides long. The record is from the annotation of a GenBank genome assembly. NCBI's taxonomy places the organism in Eukaryota, Metazoa, Nematoda, Chromadorea, Rhabditida, Gongylonematidae.
AUGCCAAAUCGCAAUCCAAAAGAAGAUCAGAAAACGCUGAAAAUAUUCAGCUCCAUACAGGUUUUUACAGCAUGCUUUGCCGGUUUCGCUCAUGGUGCUAACGACGUUAGCAACGCAAUAGCUCCCCUAACCUCACUCAUUAUCAUCUAUAAAACGGUGGAUGUCCGGCAACAUGGUGAAACCCCGAUCUAUGUGCUGAUGUUCGGUGUCCUUGCCAUAUGUGUUGGUCUGGUAACACUCGGUUACAAAGUUAUUCGUACCGUUGGGACCAAAAUGUCGCACAUCAAUCCUGCCAGCGGCUUCACCAUCGAAUUUGGUGCUGCAGUAACGGCGCUU